Messenger RNA from Cricetulus griseus (Chinese hamster), 1044 nucleotides. The record is from RefSeq and is a predicted model, not a curated record. NCBI's taxonomy places the organism in Eukaryota, Metazoa, Chordata, Mammalia, Rodentia, Cricetidae.
AUGGCGCUACUCAAAGUCAAAUUUGACCAGAAGAAGCGGGUCAAGUUGGCCCAGGGCCUCUGGCUUAUGAACUGGCUGUCCGUGUUGGCCGGCAUCGUCCUCUUCAGCUUGGGGCUGUUCCUGAAGAUUGAACUCCGCAAGAGGAGCGAAGUGAUGAAUAAUUCUGAGAGCCACUUCAUACCCAACUCCCUGAUAGUGGUGGGGGUGCUGUCCUGUGUCUUCAACUCUUUGGCUGGCAAGAUCUGCUAUGACGCCCUGGACCCUGCCAAGUACGCCAAGUGGAAGCCCUGGCUGAAGCCGUACCUGGCUGUCUGUGUCCUCUUCAACGCUGUCCUCUUCCUCGUGGCUCUCUGCUGCUUUCUGCUGCGGGGCUCCCUGGAGAGCACCCUGGCUUAUGGGCUCAAGAAUGGAAUGAAGUACUAUCGGGACACGGACACCCCAGGCCGGUGCUUCAUGAAAAAGACCAUCGACAUGCUUCAGAUUGAGUUCAAAUGCUGCGGCAACAACGGCUUCCGGGACUGGUUCGAGAUUCAGUGGAUCAGCAAUCGCUACCUGGACUUUUCCUCCAAGGAGGUCAAAGAUCGCAUCAAGAGCAACGUGGAUGGGCGGUACCUGGUGGACGGCGUCCCUUUCAGCUGCUGCAACCCCAGCUCACCACGGCCCUGCAUCCAGUACCAGCUCACCAACAACUCGGCACACUACAGCUAUGACCACCAGACUGAGGAGCUCAACCUCUGGCUGCGGGGCUGCAGAGCUGCCCUGCUGAGUUACUACAGUAGCCUCAUGAACUCCAUGGGUGUGGUCACACUCCUAGUCUGGCUCUUUGAGGUGAGCAUCACUGCUGGACUCCGCUACCUGCACACAGCGCUGGAGAGUGUGUCCAACCCCGAGGACCCUGCUGAGUGCGAGAGUGAGGGCUGGCUGCUGGAGAAAAGUGUGCCGGAGACCUGGAAGGCCUUUCUGGAGAGCAUCAAGAAGCUGGGCAAGGGCAAUCAGGUGGAGGCUGAGGGUGCCGAGGCAGGCCAGGCUCCAGAAGCUGGCUGA